This is a messenger RNA of Saccostrea cuccullata (small rock oyster), 582 nucleotides long. RefSeq lists its product as uncharacterized. The transcript has 3 exons. Lineage: Eukaryota; Metazoa; Mollusca; Bivalvia; Ostreida; Ostreidae. Bases 1 to 582 code for a protein of 193 amino acids. The record is from RefSeq and is a predicted model, not a curated record.
AUGUUGCGAGCUCCCAGAAAAUCGAAGUCCAAGAGUCCAUAUGCAUGUCCUAGCGGUCAAGCUGCUGCAGCUAUCUCCACUGCGGUUAGGACCACACCACGAACCCAGGCGGCCAUUACACGGACUAGGCCUCAAGGCACUACAGCUACGUCAACCGUUUCGGCGACGGCGACGCUACCUCAGGUUUCUACUUUAACCACCGGUAUUCCUGUUAUCAGCAUGAUGCAACAAGCCUUACAGACCCAGCCAAGUCAGCAGGACGUGGUUAACGAACAGGGGACUGGGAGCACAACUGACCCAGAUAGUUCAGGAGCAUAUGGCUGUGGGGUAGUAUUUGGAAAUCAUUGGUCUUGUUUAUCCUGGCCUACAUACUGGUCUUCAGACAUAAUUAGGGAUAUAACAUUACUGGAGCUUGUUCCCAUAGUAUUGGUGGUCCAGGUUCAGGCAGCUAGCCCCUUUGGCAGAUCGAUUUCCCUCUUCGGUACCAAUGCAAUUUGGGGAAAUUAUGGAGAAACUAUAAACAAACUUUUGCAAGAUAACAUAUCAGAAAAUACUGGUAAAGUUUAUAAACAAGGACUAUAG